Molecule: messenger RNA, 555 nt
Organism: Thelazia callipaeda (thelaziosis nematode)
Lineage: Eukaryota; Metazoa; Nematoda; Chromadorea; Rhabditida; Thelaziidae
Source: the annotation of a GenBank genome assembly
AUGAAUCUACGAGUUGCUAGGAUCGAAGAUUUACUGAACACACAACACUGUAAUCUAUUAUGUUUGCCUGAAAAUUAUCAGAUGAAAUAUUACUUUUAUCAUGCCUUAUCUUGGCCACAGUUAUCUUAUGUCGCUGAAGAUGAUAAGGGUGAUAUUGUUGGUUAUGUGUUGGCAAAGAUGGAAGAAGAAGCAGAUGAUGAACCACACGGUCACAUUACUUCAUUGGCUGUAAAACGUUCAUAUCGUCGUUUAGGUCUUGCCCAGAAGUUAAUGGAUCAGACAGCCCGAGCUAUGGUUGAGACAUUCAAUGCAAGAUAUGUUUCGCUUCACGUACGUGUCUCGAAUAGAGCUGCACUGAAUCUGUACCAGAAUACUCUCAAAUUUGAAAUUUCUGAUGUGGAACCAAAAUAUUACGCAGAUGGUGAAGAUGCAUAUGCAAUGAAGCGUCCUUUAGUGCAGUUUGCAGUUGAAAAUAAUAUUGAACCAGCCGAUAAAAAAGCAUUUUUUAGUGCUAAAGAAGAACGAGAGCAUGCCAAAAAGCAGAAAAACAAUUAG